AAGUGGUAUAGUGUAGUGGGGAAACAAAAGACUCGUGAUGCUGUUGGGUUGAAGUUAUGUAUGUACCCACAAGAGCAUCCACCCACCCACCGCUAUAACAGAAUUCUAGUGAAGUGGUGAAGUGGACGCCAAGAAACGAAGCUUCCAAUCUUCCUAUCAUAUACUAUUAAUUAUUUAUUAUUUAUGCCAAUUCUUUCCUUUCUCCUAUUUCUACUACUAAUUACUAACUUCUACUUAUAACCAACCCAUAUCAUUGCUUCCGUCCGUUACUUAAUUACUUGUCUCGGGUCGGAGAUUGAAAUUAGAUAUAAUGAAUAAGAAAAACAGUAGAAAUGCAGAGAUAGACACAAGGGCACCUUUCAGGUCUGUCAAAGAAGCUGUCUCAUUAUUUGGUGAUAAAGUUUUAGCUGGAGAGAUCUACGCAACUGCAAACAAACUCAAACUCAAACAGGUACAGUGUGGAGAAAAUGAAAAUGGUGCUGAUCAAUUGAAUUCUUCAAGGAUUGAAAACGUUGCAGCUGAGCUAGAGGAGACGCGAGAGAAUCUAGAGAGAGCUAAAGAACAAAGCAUGUUAAUGGCGCAUUGUAUGUCUUCUCUACAGGAAGAACUCGAACGCACAAAACAAGAGCUCGAACAAUUGAAGCUACGAGAAACAGAGAAACAUCAACUGGAAUCAGCAGAAAUUGAGGACGUUAAGUUCAUUGAGAAUUUAACCACGUUUGAAGUGAAAAGUUCAAGAUUCGACGAAGAAAUGAUGGAGUUCCAAAAGAAAAGAUUUGAUGAAGAAAUGGAGUUUCAAAAGAAAAGGUAUGUGACAUUCGCGAAUCCACCAUCUGUAUCUCAUGUUAUGCUACCACAACAAGGUCAUGGUGUUGAAAAAUUGGAAAGACAUCCUUCUCUUAGGAAGAAGAAUAAAAAGAAGACAUUGAUUCCAUUUAUUGGAGGUAUCUUUUCACGGAAGAAGGGAACUAGCCAAGAAGUUCCAUGAUGAGUCCAUUACACAACCAUAAUAAUUACCAACAGGGUUUUGUUUUCAAGUUUCUUCUUUUUUUUCAACAAGUUUCAUUUUUAUUUUAUUUUCGUGUCUUAUUGUAUCUAACAAUGGGUAAUUAAUAAUACCCUGUAAAAUGUAGCUGAGCUGAGUGAAACCAUGACUAGUAUAGUACAGAUUAAUAUGAAUGAAUCCAUGCAUGUUGAUUGUUGAGGAUGUUUCAUGUAAGAAAGCGCUGGAGGCACUUCAAGAGUUGAGAUCACAGUGUACUCUUCUUUUCGCGAAUCUGAUAUUAGUGUAUAGUUAACAGUUAUUAGUGAUGCACUUAUACCACACACAUUGAUACUAGUUCAAUCAAAUAUGCUUUUAAUUUUUUAAUAUAUAUUUUUGAGGCA
Molecule: messenger RNA, 1386 nt
Organism: Cicer arietinum (chickpea)
Lineage: Eukaryota; Viridiplantae; Streptophyta; Magnoliopsida; Fabales; Fabaceae
Product: WEB family protein At1g75720
Biological process (GO): chloroplast avoidance movement; chloroplast accumulation movement
Cellular component (GO): cytosol
Source: RefSeq, a predicted model, not a curated record